AUGAGUGUGGAGAAAGAAGAUCCGAAAAAUGGAGACGGAACAAACUCACGCUCGACAAGAAACGAGAGAGAAUGGAAAAUUCCGUUUACAUCCGCAAGCAUUUCCGCACCACUUCUGCUAACAUAUUCACUUUCUCUGCUUUACAACAUCAGCUUCUUUAUACAAAUGAUAAUUCUACCCUAUCUUGCUAAACAACUCGAAAUAAGCGAUACAGACAUUGGUUUGAUUCAAACAUUUUUUGGUGUUUUACAAAUGAUCGGUGGUCCAAUUUUUGGAUUUUUGAUAAGGCGAUUUGGCAUACGCAAAGCGCUUAUUCUUUGUUAUACGUCCACUAUAAUUUCAUCGCUACUCAAAUUCACUAGCAAAUUUUCGCUGUACGUUAGCAUAAUACCAAGUAUAUUCAUGCAUGGACAACAAGCGCAUCAGACACUCCUCUCGAUGAUUACUACGGCCGGUAAGGAACGAACAAACGAAAUAAUUUCAUUUCAGUUAAUUUCACGAAAUGCACAAACAUUACACUGA
Messenger RNA from Anisakis simplex (herring worm), 522 nucleotides. The record is from the annotation of a GenBank genome assembly. NCBI's taxonomy places the organism in Eukaryota, Metazoa, Nematoda, Chromadorea, Rhabditida, Anisakidae.